ACUCGAGUUUGGACAAACAAAUUUGUUCGAUAAAAUUAUCGAACAUGGUUUCAUUAAGAGUUGGUCCGAAGUUCGGUUAAAAGUUCGAUCUUCGGUUCCUCUGCGGCUCUGGACAGAAGUUUUAUUUCUAUUCUUCUAACCUAAAACCCUAACUAAACAACCAUCUCACCCACCUAAACUUUCCUCAUUCACCACACCAUGACAACAUCUCAUUUCUCCCUGACCAACCCUUUUCUCCCGGCGGCUCGCAGAACUCCACCGUGGAGCGGCGGCGCAGGGCGGCGCGUGUGCUUCUGCACCAACAGUCUCGAAACCCAUCAAGCAGCGCCGCCUAAAAAAGAUGUUCUAACAAGCAAAGAUGUAAUGGAGGCUGAUAAGAAGGUGAUUGUGGGGACUUAUGCAAGAACGCCUGUUGUGUUCUCCAGUGGCAAGGGUUGUAAAUUGUUUGAUGUUGAGGGGCAAGAGUAUCUGGACUUGACUUCUGGGAUUGCUGUGAAUGCACUUGGGCAUGGGGAUCCUGAUUGGAUUCGAGCUGUUACUCAACAGGCUAAUACUCUUACUCAUGUUAGCAACAUUUUCUACACUGUUCCUCAGGUGGAGCUAGCAAAACGUCUUGUAUCGUGCUCUUUUGCUGAUCGAGUGUUUUUCUCAAAUUCUGGAACUGAAGCCAAUGAAGCUGCAAUUAAAUUUGCUCGUAAAUUCCAGCGAUUUUCCCACCCAGAUGAGAUGCAUCCACCCUCCGAUUUUAUUUCAUUUAGUAAUUGCUUUCAUGGUAGGACUAUGGGUGCUCUUGCGCUGACUAGCAAAGAGCAUUACAGAACACCUUUUCAACCUGUUAUGCCUGGAGUUACGUUCUUAGAGUAUGGUGAUAUCCAAGCUGCAACUGAACUUAUUCAGUCUGGCAACAUUGCUGCAGUUUUUGUGGAACCUAUUCAGGGCGAGGGUGGUAUAUACAGUGCAACAAAGGACUUCUUACAAUCUUUGCGUGAUGCGUGUGAUGCGGCUGGAUCUCUGCUAGUCUUCGAUGAGGUUCAAUGUGGCUUGGGACGAACUGGUUAUCUUUGGGCACACGAAGACUACAACGUUUUCCCUGAUAUUAUGACACUCGCAAAGCCUCUCGCUGGAGGUCUACCCAUCGGUGCUGUGCUGGUGACUGAAAAAGUCGCAGAGGCUAUAAACUACGGAGAUCAUGGAAGCACUUUUGCAGGUGGGCCACUUGUUUGCAAUGCUGCAAUUGCAGUUCUGGAUAAAAUAUCAGAUCCAAGCUUCCUGGCCAGCGUAGCCAGUAAAGGUCAGUACUUUAUGAAACUGUUGUCACAAAAAUUAGGAAGUAACUCACAUGUCAAAGAAGUACGAGGCCUGGGGCUUAUCAUUGGUAUAGAGUUGGACGUACCUGCUGCUCCACUUGUAGACGCAUGCCUGAAUUCCGGUCUUUUAAUAUUAACCGCGGGAAAGGGGAAUGUUGUGAGACUUGUACCACCAUUGAUAAUAUCCGAGAAAGAACUGGAACAUGCCGCUGAGGUUCUGCUUAAAUGUCUACCAGCUCUUGAUUAAACUCUCCUGUAAUACCCAAGUUCAUUAAAAUUGAUAUGUGUAACAGCCUUAAAUGUCUAAAAUGUUACAAUUUUAAAUUGACAUGUAUUACUACAGUGGAUACUAGAACCGUAGGAAGGUUAACCUAUCACAAUUCACUUGUUAUCUUUCA
Molecule: messenger RNA, 1705 nt
Organism: Daucus carota subsp. sativus
Lineage: Eukaryota; Viridiplantae; Streptophyta; Magnoliopsida; Apiales; Apiaceae
Product: acetylornithine aminotransferase, mitochondrial
Exons: 3
Coding region: 199-1554 (451 amino acids)
Biological process (GO): arginine metabolic process
Cellular component (GO): chloroplast stroma
Molecular function (GO): transaminase activity; pyridoxal phosphate binding; identical protein binding
Source: RefSeq, a predicted model, not a curated record